This is a messenger RNA of Symbiodinium necroappetens, 639 nucleotides long. NCBI's taxonomy places the organism in Eukaryota, Dinophyceae, Suessiales, Symbiodiniaceae. The record is from the annotation of a GenBank genome assembly.
AUGGAGCAGAAGCUGAGUGCAAACAUUGCCCAUGCUAUUCGAUUGGCAAAGAAGUGCCAUGCGGGUACCGUGGCUUCAUUGCUGUGGGACGCGUUGUAUGAGCUCAAUUCAGGACACAGUCGCCCGAAGCCCAUCUCACUUUUCACUGCUUUAGGUCUCGCUGCUGGUGAGGAUGCAGACUUCGAAGUCAAGGAUCCUAGUACAGUCCCUGUGCAUGCGGGGGAUCAGUCCGAAGACGUCGUCCAACCUGAGACAGAAGAAAUGGUAUUCGCAAAUCAAGCAGGCCAGGAUUUCUUUGAGACGAUGGCCUCCCAGUUGAUCGUCGCCGUUGAAACGCAAGUUCAAGCCCAGACUCGUUCGCUGGUGGAUCGCAUUGAAGCACUUGAGAGACAACAGGCGGGCAACACGGUCUUUUCUGUUACUGAUGAUGCCACAGAGCUGGGAGAAGCUGAUAGCGCGCCUGGUGGCAUGGUGUCUGCUGAACCACGCAGCACGCAGGUGGCACUGAAACCAGUGUCUCACAACAGGGGCUUGUCCUCUCCCAGGCGAUCCGAUGCCUAUCUCAGGGCGCUUGAACGCAUGCAAGCAGUUGAUGACGAGAGUGAUGACGACUUGUCAUCUGACACGUACUUCGAGUGA